Messenger RNA from Aspergillus glaucus CBS 516.65, 936 nucleotides. Its product is annotated as urease accessory protein UreF. The record is from RefSeq and is a predicted model, not a curated record. The coding region runs from base 1 to 936 and encodes 311 amino acids. Gene Ontology annotation, molecular function: nickel cation binding. NCBI's taxonomy places the organism in Eukaryota, Fungi, Ascomycota, Eurotiomycetes, Eurotiales, Aspergillaceae. The transcript is spliced from 2 exons.
AUGAAUACAAAGAAUAAUACUGAAGAUUUGGAGCAGGAGAUCGCGGAUCUCGAGUCUCGUCUGCACAAUGCGAAGGCGGAAUUAGCUUCUUCGCACCCUGCGCCGCGCAGCGCAAAGCCCUUGUCUUUGUCGCGUGAGCCCAAUGGGAUACCUCCUUCGAUCCCUAUCCAUCACGCCUUGCUUCUCCUGUCAGACUCCGCCCUGCCGCUGGGCUCAUUCGCGUACUCCAGCGGUCUCGAGUCCUACCUGGCGCACAACAAGCCUCUCCCGCGGUCAGUGACCUCAAUCGCAUCGUUCCGUCGAUUUCUCAAACUCUCCAUUGCAUCGCUAGCGAGUACCUCGCUCCCGUACGUUCUAAACGCCCACCGAUACCCAGAGACAUUGGAAACGUUGGAUAACGACCUGGACGCAUCAACACCGUGCGUGGUAGCGCAGAGAGCAAGUCUGGCUCAAGGGCGAGCGCUGCUAGGACUUUGGGAACGUGCUUUCCGGCGAUCAUAUGGUUUGUACGCGUCUUCUGAAUCUUCCAUGGCUAAUGGCACCGGCACUGCUGCCAAGGCUGUGAAAGCCCUCGAGGAUUUCUUGGAUGCGCUCAAGUCUUGCUUUGACCAUGUAGAUGAACUCGGGCCUAAGGGGCAUUUCCCGCCAUUGUGGGGUGUGGUUUGUUUUAUUAUGGGCAUGGAUCUUCACCAGACGGCCUAUGUCUUCAUGUUGAACCAUGCCAAAGCAGUUCUCAGCGCCGCGGUGCGGGCCUCGGUCAUGGGCCCUUACCAGUCACAGGCUAUCUUGGCCAGCAAGGGGCUUCAGGAAAUGAUAGUGCAGCGAAUAGAACGGGAAUGGGAGACCAACGUAGAAGAUGCAGGCCAGGUGGUUCCGCCGCUGGACCUAUGGGUUGGGAGGCAUGAGCUUCUUUAUAGCAGAAUAUUCAAUUCAUGA